Messenger RNA from Penaeus vannamei (Pacific white shrimp), 3560 nucleotides. Its product is annotated as proprotein convertase subtilisin/kexin type 7. The record is from RefSeq and is a predicted model, not a curated record. Gene Ontology annotation, biological process: protein processing. Lineage: Eukaryota; Metazoa; Arthropoda; Malacostraca; Decapoda; Penaeidae. Gene Ontology annotation, molecular function: serine-type endopeptidase activity. Gene Ontology annotation, cellular component: Golgi membrane; trans-Golgi network.
AGCUGGAGGAAGGCGUUGGGGGUCAGAGAGAGAGAGACAAGGAUCCUUGGGGAGGAGCUUCCAAUGGAGGAAAGCGAGGACAUCUAGCAGGAUGUUGGUAAUUAUGGAGUUAUCACCCGAGCCCAUCAUGGAUGAUCCUCAAACAACAGGCAGGCACUAUUUAGGAGUCAAGCAAAGCGCCUAAGUAACCUGAAUAACUGGGGGGGGGGGGGAAUAAAUGUUGGUUUUGUGGUUGUGAAGGGAACCCCUAUUCCAAGUAAGAUUAUUCAAGCAAGUCUCAUCACCAAAUACCUCCAUUUUCACUUCCGUUUCGUUUUUUUUUUUUUUUUUUUUUUUUUUUUUUAUCCCAAGCUAAUUCAAUCCAACCAAACCAUUGGGUCCAACCGAACGCAUUCUAAUUCAAUCUUAUCUAAGCCAACCCAAACCCAACUUUACCUAAUCCAACCCGAACGAAUCCAAUGUAUCUCAACCCCAUCUAAUCCAGCUCAAUCUAGUUUAAACCCAACCUUGUCCAAGUUAUUCCCAGCCAAACGAACUAAACGAGGCAAGUCUCCCCCUUCAUGUUCCGUUUUCUCAACUCCAUUCCCGUUUUCUGUGAUUGAGGCUGACGUAAACAAACCGAGUGACAGAAGACACGACCUGCCUCAUCACCUCGCCUCAUUUCUCAUCAGUCAAGGCGAAAUGAGGAUACAUACGUGAUGGAAACUUGGGUAUCAGCCGAAGCAGCUAUGGUAUGACUUGAUGAGAGAGGAGGAGCAGCUAUGAAGCCAACCAGCUUUCUGUUUAGUCUUCCAGAUCCUCCCUGGGAUGCUCUGCUGGGCGUCCUAUUUUUUGCAUUCGUUUCCCUGUCCUCUGUGGAGGGGAGUCUGGAUGUGGAUCCAUCCGAGUUUCCUCACCGUGGUGACCUGCAUAUAGUCCGCGGGUCAAGCGUCCUCUCUCUGGCAUGGGUGGUAGAGAUCCGAGAGGGAUGCUCCCUCAGUCAGAUCCUGGGGAAUUUAAGAAGAAAACCUAUCCUAGAUCGAGGCAGGGGAUGGCAGCUGCAAGUGGAGAGUGCACCAUUACGGACAAACCAUACCAAAGGCCAUUCAGGCACGGCAAGUGAUAAUGCCACAAGUACUUAUGCAAACAUGUCAGACUUUCACUCCUAUAGUAGGGCAUUCUGUCCUAAGGAUAUACCAGCACAUUUGAUAUUACUGAAGCAGAUUGAACCCUUGGGAAAUGUGUACGUGGUGGCACACCCCUAUUUCAGAACGUUCUCCCAGGAGAAAAGAAGGCGGAUUCAGAGGAGAAAGAGAAAUGCCUGUGGCAGUUUCCGAGCCAGAAAUGCAACAGACAGACAGCCAGAUAGUUGCCAGAGUAUGAUUGACAGUGAGAGUGUUUUCCUUAAAGUUCAAACCUGCUUGGAAAAGGUUUUUCGUGCUCACCCUUGUAUUGUGUAUGCUAGGCAAGAAGUACUUAGAGUGAGGCAGAAGCGACGUAGAAUAGUCUUCCACGACCCACUCUUUGAAGAGCAGUGGCACCUGAGAAAUCCAGUGCGAGGCCAGUACGACAUCAACGUCCUAGGGGUGUGGGAGAGCGGAAUCACGGGACGUGGUGUGACAGUGUGCGUGAUUGACGAUGGCCUGGAGUGGCGGCACCCGGAUCUGCGGGAUAAUUACAACCCAGCUGGAUCUUAUGACCUCAAUGCCGAUGACCCCGACCCUUCGCCUGUUAAGAAUGGAGAGCGGAAUGAGCAUGGAACAAGGUGUGCGGGUGAGAUUGCUGCUGCAGCCAACAGCGUGUGUGGUGUUGGGGUUGCCUACCGUGCUAACAUCUCAGGCAUUCGUGUACUUGGUGGUCGCAUGACGGAUUCCAUGGAGGCAGCUGCGUUCAUCCAGGGUUUAGAUGUCAAUGAUAUUUACUCUUGCAGCUGGGGUCCUGAUGAUGAUGGGCGGACAGUGGAUGGGCCACACCACCUUGCUAGCCGGGCCUUGGCACAUGGCAUUACCUAUGGCAGGAAAGGCUAUGGUGCCAUCUAUGUUGUGGCUUCAGGCAACGGUGGCAGAAAGAAAGAUAACUGUAACUUUGAUGGCUAUGCUAAUUCCAUCUACACGAUAACAAUUGGAGCAGUGGACAUUCGGGGGCAGAUGCCAUAUUAUGCAGAGGAAUGUGCUGCCAUGCUGGCAGUCAUGCCCAGCUCUGGCAGUAAUGGACAUGAUAUUGUAACCACGGAUUGGCGUGAGAUCAGUGCCACAGGAUGCACCAAGCAUCACUCAGGAACGUCGGCGGCGGCCCCCUUGGCAGCAGCGGUGGUGGCACUGGCCUUAGAGGUGCAGCCAUGUCUCUCAUGGAGAGAUGUUCAGUACCUCAUUGCACUCACCUCCAGAAAGAUCGACACGGCCAACUCAGACUGGUCGACAAAUGGGGCCGGCCUGCACCACUCACACCAGCAUGGCUUCGGCCUCAUUGAUGCGGCUGCCGUGGUCUCAGCGGCAACUGUCUGGGAGUCCGUACCGUUUGCUACCGCCUUUACCUCUGAGCGCAUGGUUGUCAAGCGUGAACUUCCGUCACAGAGGCUUGGUGAAGUCACUGUUUCGUACGAAGUCACUGAGGAGGUACUGCAGGGCUAUGCUCUGAGGAUCCUGGAGUUUGUGCAGGUUCGUGUGACAGUGGAGCACCAGUACCGGGGCAGCCUCCAGAUCAGCCUGGUGUGUCCUAGUGGAACUCGAUCUGUGCUUGCCACACCAAGGGAUGCUGACAACUCUUCGAAGGGUCUCAGUGACUGGCCUCUGGGGACUGUGCGUUGCUGGGGUGAGGACCCCUUGGGAACAUAUCAGGUGACUGUUAUGCACACACGACACCAGCAACUCAAGGGCCGGCUGGUAUCGUGGCAGCUGGUGCUUCAUGGGUGCUCUAUGUUGCCCCUGGAGUUGCAGGGGAGGAGAAGGACGGUGGAGCGUGCUGUAAGAGGAGAGGUGGUGCAUGUGAACAGGAGCCAGCUGUGCCAUCCGCCGGAACUAAGGUUUGAGCCCUUCCAACCCCUGCCAGAAAGGUGGCUGAAGGUGCUAAUCAUCACAGGGUUCUUCCUGCUGUUCAUGGCAGUCUUCAACUCCAUUGAGUAUAGAUCGGAAGAGCGUCGUGUAGGAAUAUCUUCUCUAGUAUAUGACGAAAAGGAGAAGUUCUACAAGAAGUUGAAGGACCUCUCAGCAGGACGGGCUAUGCACCAGCGAGGGGUUAGUGGGGGCCGUAGGGUGGGCACCUCAGACCACAGAUAUGGCAGCAUGGAGUCAGGCAAUGGUGUACCAGGUGGGGGGGGUGAGACAGCUCUCCCUGCAACUGCCUGUGUCAAUGAAGUGCUUCCCCUUAUGACUCUCGACCGGGGGAGCUCCCCAACGCUUUCCUGUGAUGCUGACGUAUCUAGUCUGAACUGUGAUAGUGAUGAGGAUAAUCUCUCAUCCCACUGCACAAGUGAUACCGUAGUACCAAAGGACACAGAUGUCACAGACUUCACCAAUGAUGAGUUCCUUUCAGAGGCAGAUGAUGAGCGGAGAGGGCCAACCAGUGUGGAGAUUGUACAAUGA